AUGAUAUGUGCCAUCACAGAAAUUGAAAGUGAAAGACAACCUUUUGCAUAUCGUUAUGAGCCUCAACUGGGAGAGGCUAGGACUGGAAUUAUGCAGACAUUACAAUCCACAACAAAAUGGUUGGCAAGGGACAUGGGAUAUACGGUCUACCAAGUAGAGGGUGCACCUACCAUGCUUUAUAGACCUUUUGUCAGUGUUUAUUUUGGAGCAGCCUAUUUGAAAUGGCUAUUGACUUAUGAUGGCAAGAAGAGAAGUGAGGAAUUCAUGGAUCAUGCCUAUAAUGGUGGUCCAAAAAGAGAAAAUCAUAAGUCAACCUUGCAAUAUUGGAAGCGAUACCAACUGGUUAAACAAUGUCUUCCAAUGGAAAUUGAUAUGAAAAUUUUGAAGAUGAAUUCCAUAGCUAAUGCAUCUGGUUCUUUGGUACGUGCCUCAUUUGUUUCAGUUGCUAGUGAGUGGACUUAUUGGGAUGUUAAAGUGUCACCAGAAGACAUUGCAAAAAUCACCGUUUCAAGACAUUUUGCUGCAAGUGGCGUUAAAGCCAAUCCCUUCCUUCUGCGUGGAGUAUGGUGUGAAAUGGAAAUUACAACUCAAACAAAUGCAAUUGGUAGGUCACGUGGGCCAUAG
This is a messenger RNA of Cryptomeria japonica (Japanese cedar), 624 nucleotides long. RefSeq lists its product as uncharacterized. The transcript has a single exon. The coding region runs from base 1 to 624 and encodes 207 amino acids. NCBI's taxonomy places the organism in Eukaryota, Viridiplantae, Streptophyta, Pinopsida, Cupressales, Cupressaceae. The record is from RefSeq and is a predicted model, not a curated record.